ACAAAAUUUAAUUUAAUCGCAUAUGCUUGUCUCGUGUGUGGGCGCUUUCAAAAGUUGGCAACUCUAACAACUGAAGCAGCAGAAGCAGCAGAGAAGAAGCAGAACAGCAGCAGCAGCAGCUCCCAAUACCACCACAAAAAAGCAUAAACAAAUUAUAAACAAGUAGCUGCAAGUGUCCGACAACAACUGCAACAACAACAACAGCAUAAACAUGGAGGAGCCAUCGGAUGAUGAGAAUUUUGAGCCGACGCCAAAGAAGAUCAAGCGGGAUUGGCUGAACAGUUAUUGCUAUUCGAACAAGGUCAUGGGAAUGAUGAAGAAAAUGGGUUACGAGGACGACAAAGGUCUGGGUAAGAGCAAUCAAGGUCGCCUCGAGCCCGUUAUUGCGGUACAACAGGAUGGCAGACGUGGUUUUGGUCUGAAAUUGGAUACUGUGCAUUGGUCGGCGGGUAAAUGGGAUCCACAGUGUGAGGAUCUCAAGAUUGUGGAACCUGUGCUCUGGCUGAGCAAUUUGGGUGAGAAUUGCAGUGCAUAUAGUGUGGAACAGUUGAUGGGUCAUCUGGUAACCGGUUCACGCAAACUGACGCUGGAUGAUGAAACCCAAUAUUGUGAUCCGGAGAUAUUGCAUCAUAUCUUGAAUGCGAAGAGUGUCUUUGAUGAUCUCAAUGAUACGGAGAUGCGACGGGCACGUUCCCGCUGCAAUCCCUUCGAGACCAUAAGGAGCUCCAUCUUUCUGAAUCGGGCGGCCGUUAAAAUGGCCAAUAUUGAUGCCAUGUGUGAGCAUAUGUUCACGGAACCACGUGAUGCACUGGGUCAAUCUCUAAUUGGAUCCAAUGAGCUGCUCUACUUUGCGGACAUGUGUGCGGGACCUGGCGGCUUCUCUGAAUAUGUGCUGUAUCGCAAAUCGUGGGAGGCGAAGGGAUUUGGUUUUACAUUAAAGGGAGCCAAUGAUUUUAAGCUGGAUAAAUUCUUUGCCGCAUCGCCGGAAUCAUUUGAUGCCUUCUAUGGCGACAAGGAUGAUGGCAAUAUAUUCGAUCAGGAGAAUCAGGAUUCCUUGAAUGAUUAUAUACGCAAACAUACACCUGAAGGUGUACAUUUUGCCAUGGCCGAUGGCGGUUUCUCCGUCGAGGGACAGGAGAACAUCCAGGAGAUACUUUCGAAGCAAUUGUAUCUUUGUCAGUUUGUAACGGCACUGAAAAUACUCCGCAUCAAUGGGAGCUUUGUGUGCAAGCUGUUUGAUCUGUUUACACCCUUUAGUGUGGGUCUGGUCUAUCUGAUGUACAAGAGUUUCCAUCAAAUAGCCAUUAUUAAACCAAAUAGCAGUCGUCCAGCGAAUUCCGAGCGUUAUAUUGUCUGCAAGAACAAAUUACCGGAGACACAGGGUAUUAUUGAAUAUAUGAAUGCCAUUAAUAAGUUCUUGAAUGAGGAGAGUCAAAAUGAGGACAGUGAACAGCAGCUGGAUGUGCUGGAGAUCUUUAAUCGCGAGCAAAUGCAUCAGGAUGAGCAAUUCAUACGCUAUAUCAUUGAAUCAAAUAAUACUAUAGGCAAUACACAGAUUGUGGGAUUACGCAAGAUAGCGGCAUUUGCUCAAAAUCUGGAAUUAAAGGAAGUGCGUCAAUCGGAGGUGCGACAGGAUUGUUUAAAGACCUGGGGAUUACCCGAUAAAUUGCGGCAGGCGCCGGAAGUGAAGACCACAGAACGUUUGCUGGAAGAACUCUUGAGAGAUUGGUCCAAGAACAGGGAUUGGUUAAAUGGUCCUGCUACGGAGCUAUAUGGCGUAAUGCCAUUGCAUAAUAGCAUCUUGAAUGUGGAUGAUUGGCAUUUUAUGCCCAUUGGACGGGGAGAGACAAAUAUUAAUGGUUGCACCAUCUUUCUAUGCAAAUCCCGUGGGAAUCUAUUGCGCUAUACGGAGCACCGCAAAUGGGAGCUGGUCGAGACGAAUUUCAAUGUGCAACCACGUUCCAUAUUCUUUGGCGAGAUUAUGUUUGAGUUUAGCGGACAGGGACGCACCUCACAAUGUGUUUCGGCCCUGCAUAUAAUGGAUGCUAUAUGUUUGGGCGGUGUGGACAUUAGACGUCGUCCAUUUCUGGAGCGUGUGAGCAUGUGCGCCAAAUAUGCCAGCAGUUUGAAUAAGCCAUAUAAAAAGGAACGCACCUGUGGUGCCAUCCGAUGUCGUCCCAUCUUUAGGCUGCGUGAAAUGGGGCGUUUUUUCAAUGAGAUGCGGCAAUAUGUGCUCAAGGAUAAUUCACAGCGCUAUGGUUAUGUGCUGGAUGAUCAAAAGUUCUUUGUGCCCGGCGGCAUUAUUUUGUUCUGUGAAAUGACACAGAAUUUUGUGACAGCAUUCUCCAGAUCACGCCAGCAGAUCUAUUAUUAUAAUACCAAUACGAAGGAAUCGCUGUUCAAGGAACAAAUUGAACCGCGUAAAUUUAAUGAGGUAUUUUCAUCGUUUCGUCAUUGUUAUUCGCGUCGUUUGCUAUGGAAAUGGACGAGCACGUUGCAGGUGGAUGAGCAUGCCUCUGAGGAUAAUCCAAAGAUAUUAUAUCGCAGCCACUUUGAGCACUUUAUACGAAGAAAACUGACUAAUCAUUAGAUACAACCUAGACUUAAGUCAAAUUUUUAAAUGCUGGACAGAAGAAACAGAUCUUUACGUUUCGAUUCGGCUCGACGCAUGAAAUUAAACCUAUCAAAUUUAACCUACUCCAUAUAUAUAAGCUAUAUAUAUACAAAUAUAUAUAUAUAGAUAUACUAAUUAAUUUUACUUUCAUAACAAUUGCAUGAAUCGUUAAGAAAAUUUCUAUGAUUAAGCUACAAAAACAACUUACCCAAUUUUAAGCAAAAUUUGUUUAUUUUUUUCUUUGACAUAAGUUUUAGAUUUAAUAUUUUUGAUUUUUACUGCGUCGAUCCGUUUUACCAUCUAACUGUUAAAUAAAUAUUAUGAUAAACCUGUACAUUAUGAAAAUAGGUUGAAUAUUACUUUAUUCUUACAGCCCCGAUAGAUCCUACACAUCUUAACUAGCUGGAAAUUGCCUAUGUAUUUUAUGAUAAAUCGAAAGCGCCAUCUACAUAAAUAUUUAAGUUGUUGACACUAAAUUGCCUUUAUUAUUAUCAUUUCAUAUGGUUUGUUAUUUGUUGAAUUAAUUAUGCAGAAAUAUUCGUUGUAUCCUGUUCUAUUAUGUGUAAAAAUUUCAUUGCUUGAGAAUCAAAAGAUUUAUACUGAAUUUAA
Molecule: messenger RNA, 3223 nt
Organism: Drosophila innubila
Lineage: Eukaryota; Metazoa; Arthropoda; Insecta; Diptera; Drosophilidae
Gene: Cmtr1
Product: cap-specific mRNA (nucleoside-2'-O-)-methyltransferase 1
Exons: 2
Coding region: 212-2590 (792 amino acids)
Biological process (GO): 7-methylguanosine mRNA capping
Cellular component (GO): cytoplasm; nucleus
Molecular function (GO): nucleic acid binding; methyltransferase cap1 activity
Source: RefSeq, a predicted model, not a curated record